GUGCGCGGGGCCCCUGGCGGGUGGCGGCGGGGGCCAUGGCGAGCGAGGGGUCGGCGGCCCCCGGGCCCGGCUGCGCGCGUCUGAGCGCGGCGGGGGCGGCGGCGCUGCUGUCGGAGGUGGACACGCUGCUGUUCGACUGCGACGGCGUGCUGUGGCGCGGGGAGACGGCGGUGCCCGGCGCCCCCGAGACGCUGUCGGCGCUGCGGGCGCGGGGCAAGCGUCUGGGCUUCGUCACCAACAACAGCAGCAAGACCCGCGCCGCCUACGCCGACAAGCUGCGGCGCCUGGGCUUCGGGGGCCCGGCCGGCCCGGACGCGGGGCCCGAGGUCUUCGGCACCGCCUACUGCGCCGCGCUCUUCCUCCGCCGCCGCCUGCGGGCCGAGGGCGGGGACGGGCACGGGGACGGGGACGGGGACGGGGACGGGGACGGGCCGCCGCCCAAGGCCUUCGUGCUGGGCAGCCCCGCGCUGGCGGCCGAGCUGGAGGCGGUGGGCAUCCCCAGCCUGGGCGUGGGGCCCGACCCGCUGCCGGCCGGCGGCCCCGGGGACUGGACGGAGGCGCCGCUGGACCCGGCCGUCCGCGCCGUGGUCGUGGGCUACGACCCGCACUUCAGCUACAUGAAGCUGGCCCGGGCGGUGCGCUACCUGCAGCGGCCCGGCUGCCUCUUCGUCGGCACCAACAUGGACCACCGCCUCCCCCUGGAGGGCGGCCGCUUCGUCCCCGGUACCGGCUGCCUGGUCCGGGCCGUGGAGACGGCGGCCCAGCGCCGGGCCGAGGUGAUCGGGAAGCCCAGCCGCUUCAUCUUCGAGUGCGUGUCCCAGGAGUAUGGGCUGGACCCGGCGCGCACCCUCAUGGUGGGCGACCGCCUGGACACGGACAUCCUCCUGGGCGCCACCUGCGGCCUGCGGACCCUCCUGACCCUGACCGGCGUGUCCAGCCUCGGGGAGGUGGAGAGCUGCCGGCGGAGUGACUGCCCCACCCGCAGGAAGAUGGUCCCCGACUUCUACGUCGAGAGCAUCGCGGACCUCUUACCCGCUCUCCAAGGUUAAAGACUCCGGAUGCCUUCUGCCGCGCCCUCCCCCUCCCCCGCCCCACCCCCCCAAUAAAAGAAACGCCACCUCCCUCUCCUCGACCGGUGGGCGGGCGUCCCCGUCGGCCGGGGGUCCGACGGAGGCCGGGCCCAGGCCCCCCUCCCCUCCGGCCUCCGGCUUGCACGGGGGAACGGGCUGGGCCGCGUCCGUUUACGGGUCUCUGUUUUUUUAAGAUGCACUUUGAAGACGGGGUGGGGGUGACGCACAUCGGGCUGAGUUCCGGGCACCCCUUCCCUGCUAGGGAGACCCCCCCCCCCCCCGCCGUCUCCCCCCCCAGCCCGUGGCGGGCGUCGAGACCGACGGCUCCCGUUAGCCCCAGGACAGCCCGGGUGGAGGAGGCCGGUGUUGAACCGGGCCGCCCGAAGGCGUGGAGCCCGGCAGGUCUUUCAGGGCCCCUGCCCCGCUGGGAGCGGACCCUCACGGCCCUUCCCGACGCCCAAUCUACCGCUGCGUCUGGGCUGCGAUCGCAGUUACCCUGGGAGUCCGGGACUCACGCCUGCUUCCUCGCCCCCACCCCCCACGGACUCCCACGCCGACUGCCCCCACGUCACGAGCGUUCCCCGGUCCUGGUCGAUCAAGACCCCGCCGACCGCCCCUCCGGCCCGGGUGCUGACGGAGCAUCGCCGGGACACCCGAGCGGGACGGGAAGGGGCGGAACCCGUGGUCUCCGGCGGGAAGACCGCGCCGACUGUCCACCCGGGCGGCCGAGAGACCCUCCCGGCCCCUGCCCGGGGCAAGACGGGUCCGGGGCCUACCGGCCGCUUUCGGACACCUUCGGGAGACGGCCAGGCGUUUUGGGGUCACCGUUGCCGUGGCGGGGGGCGUGGAUCCCCAAGGGUCUCAGGUUUGGGUCGAGCGAAGCCCCGUGCGCUCUGGUAAUGACCCGAGAGCGCCUACGGGGCCAGGAGAGGCUGCAUGCUUGACUUUUCCCCCAGCACCGCUGUAACCGCCAAUAAAAAGUCAGUUCCGAUGA
Messenger RNA from Ornithorhynchus anatinus (platypus), 2064 nucleotides. RefSeq names its product phosphoglycolate phosphatase (gene PGP). Gene Ontology annotation, cellular component: cytoplasm. NCBI's taxonomy places the organism in Eukaryota, Metazoa, Chordata, Mammalia, Monotremata, Ornithorhynchidae. The record is from RefSeq and is a predicted model, not a curated record. The coding region runs from base 36 to 1049 and encodes 337 amino acids. The transcript has 2 exons. Gene Ontology annotation, molecular function: sn-glycerol 3-phosphatase activity.